Molecule: messenger RNA, 4716 nt
Organism: Oncorhynchus gorbuscha (pink salmon)
Lineage: Eukaryota; Metazoa; Chordata; Actinopteri; Salmoniformes; Salmonidae
Product: zinc finger protein 37-like
Exons: 5
Coding region: 3042-4244 (400 amino acids)
Biological process (GO): regulation of transcription by RNA polymerase II
Molecular function (GO): RNA polymerase II cis-regulatory region sequence-specific DNA binding; DNA-binding transcription factor activity
Source: RefSeq, a predicted model, not a curated record
AGAUGGUGGCCCUCACUGUGCUGAUGGAUUUUGGCCGCUCGGAUAUUGAUAUACACGAGUAUAAUUAACAUUUUCUCUCACCCCAGGUCGUCUCCAUGAACAAGGUCAGUUUCAGAUCGAGAUCAGAUGGAGUCUCAGGGAGAGAGGCUGGCGGGGAUAGGAGUCGUGCCAAGAAGGCAGUAAACGACAAAGGCUCUCGCAGAACUCCUGCUUGAGUCAUGCUUAUUUUGGAUGUGUCCGAAGAGUUCUCAGUAGUCUUGAAAGAACCAUAAAUCCAUAGAAUGCCAGACUUUGAUGACAAAUUAGAUGACAAAAUUUUCUCACAAGGACCACCGCUCCACCUUCCUGUGGUGAGCACAUCACAACAAGGACCUCUAGUCACAUUAGAACGUAUGGACUCCGCCAUUGAGAAGAGAAGAGGAGACAGAGGACAGCCUUGCCGGGUUCCUCUACUCUGGGGAAAUUCUUGGGAACUUAAACCUUUGGUUGGAGACCAUAACUCUGGGACUGGUAAUAAAUCACUUUGACCCAUUUGUUGAAAUUAGCAUCCAUAUUACAUUUUUGCAAAACAGAGAAUAGGAAAUUCCAUUCCACUCUGUCGAACGCCUUCUCAGCAUCAGCAUCAACAGUAUAGAAGCAGUCUUGUGCUCCUUUACAUGGUUGAUAACAUCAAACGGUCAUCUGACAUUAUCCGACGAGUACCUGUUUUUUAGAAAUCCCGUUUGAUCGGGUUUAAUCAGUGGUGUAAAGUACUGAAGUCGUUUUUUGGGUUGUCUGUUCGAUUUACUAUUUAUAUUUUUGACAACUUUUACUUUACUGCAUUCCUAAAAAAAAAAAAAUAUUGCACUUUUUACUCCAAACAUUAUCCCUGCCAACCAAAAGUACUUUGGAAUGCUUAGCAGGACAGGAAAAUGAUCAAAUUCUCGCACUUAUCAAGAGAACUCUGGCCUGGCAGACUCCCUAAACACAAAUGCAUCUUUUGUAAAUAAUCUCUGAGUGUUGGAGUCUACCCCUGGCUAUCCUUACGUUUUAAAAACAAGAACAUGUUGCUGUCUUGUAAAUGUUUAUACUUUCACUUUUAAUACUUAAGUAUAUUUCAGCAAUUACAUUAUGGUUUACUAUUGGAUAUUGAUAGUAUAAUUUAAAACAACUGAUUUUCCCAUUCAAGUCAACACUCUCUGAUGUGUGGACCAACCAUCUUUAUGCUACCAUUUGAAAUGUGAAAUGUCCAUUUUAUUCCCCUUUCAAUACAUUUACCAGCCAGAACAUGACAUCCACCCUGUAUUCAAGAGCACGCUGUGUCUCAUCCAAUGGAGGGCUCAACAGUAACACCUCAGAUUAUGUAAAAUAGGGCCAAAGCUACAACAUGUGGAAAAAUGGAAAAAAACAUCUGAUUCCACACGUUUUUAGACAAUAUAAUAAAGGUUAAAAACGACAUACUUGUUAUGAAAACUGUUUUUUUUUUCAAGAAAUUAUCAAAUAGUUUGGCAACCCUUUUUGUAAACGUUUUCAAAUUGAAGUGAUGAAGACAUGGAUGUCUCAUGUUAGGGUCGGGUAUGCAAAAUGAGUCAAUUUUGAGCACCUCUGCCUCCUAAAUGUUUUGACAUUCAGGUCCAAAAAGUUACUUUCUGACCACUUCUAACAUGGGCAAAAUUGUAUGGAAAGUUUUGUUCAAUAACACCCUUUGGAGCAAUCGUCUUUUACUGUUAAAAAUACAAUUUUGUAAAGUAUCACACUUGGUGUUCCUUCUACGCCCCCUGCUGGCGGCAACAGGCAUAAACAAUUCCCAAUGGAAAUCGUUCGAGGACUCCCAAACAUGUUCUAUACCUAAAAUCUGAUACCAUAUAUUUUUAUCGGCGUCACACAAACCUAAACUGACAUUGGAACAUCAGUUUGUAUUCAAAUAUUUGAAAAUAAGAAAUUGCAUAUUUCCCGAUAACGUUAAGAAAACUUUACUUUUAAGAAUAUUAUUUAAAAACACACAUCAAUUACGUUCUCAGUAUCAACAAAACUUUCUCUGUCCUCAAUCUUGUUAGGUGUUUUCAGGUGUGUUGGCCACGCCCACUAAUUGACCAUACCUGAGUGUUUGUUUCCUCUGAAAUGGGGUCUGUUUGAAUAGACUAAAAUAAAUAGCUUUAUAUGCGUAAAAAACAUGAAACUCCAACUCCAUCCUGGUGGCACAGUGGACUAAUUCCAUGGAUAGAAAACAAAAUAUUAUAUACUAUACAUAGACAAAUAUGUGGACAGACCUUCAAAUUAGUGUUUCAGCCACACUCGUUGCUGACAGGUGUAUAAAAUCAAGCACACAGCCAUGCAAUCGGCGACAGGUAGCCUAGUGGAUAAGAGCGUUGAGCCAGUAACCGAAAGGUGCAACGCUGGAGAGAUUAGAGUUGCAGACUCAUGUCUGUCAGAGCAGAGAGAGGACGAGAGAUAAUUGAAAGCGAAUCUCAUUCUAGUUCUGUGUGAGAGCAGGCGCGCCGGGCCGACUCAACUUUUAGAAUAUCAGUUCGGGGGAACAAUUAACGAAGAGGCCACUAUAAUGAACUUUAAUCGCUUUAAUUAUAAUAUUUACGUUGCAAAAAAGUGCCAAUUAUUUUCCAUGCCACGAGAAGUACCGGAUCCGGCCAAAUAGGUUCCGGAACUAAAUAUUCUAAUACGGAGAUGUGUACAGGAUCCGGCUCAAAUGAAACACUGGUGAUGGUAGAGGAAACUGUUGGCCAUGUUUAUUAUAUUGUGAACUGUGUGAUUUAGGUAGGGAGGGUUUGUUUGAUGGGUCAGACAGGUUGGAUGGGGUAGGGGGGUGAGGUUUGUAUGGAUUUAUACAGGUUUUGGUAACAUAAUAUAGUUGUGUAGGUAGACCGUGACCGGACUCACACUCCAGUACAGUAAGCGGCGGUGUGUGCAACUUUCCAGUUUGUUGCGAUCCGCCAAACAAAUGCAAAUAAGAAAACGUAAUUUCCUGUUUCUCAAACCCGUAGUUAUAGUGACACUUGAAUAGCAAAUAAUUAUACAUUCUCCCACUAAUCCCUUUGCUCCCCAAAAUGUCUCAACUUCAGCAGCUCAAUGUGUUUCUCAACGACAAAUUAACAGCAGUUCCUUUGGAGAUAUCUGUAGUAGUUAAAAAAACGAUCGCAGAGUAUCAGGAAGAAAUAUCCCGUUUGGAACGUGCGAAUGCACGUCUACGAAGACUGCUGGAUUUGGUUUUCAAACCAGAGAUAAAGUUGCAUAGAUUAGCAGACCUCCAGCGGCUCACUGUCUCUGAAGAGAAGGUUAACUCGGGGCAGCAGGGGUGGAGCUCCUAUCUGGGGCCAGUGGAGUCUGAUACCGAAGAGUCUACUUUGAACUCUUUCAACAUCAUAACGGUAGAGAACCAAAAAGAAUCUGACGGCAACAGAGAAUCAGAAUCAACCAGUGACUAUCAGCCCCCCUCGGAAGUAAAUCCGGAAAGUGACAAUGAUGAAAGUAAUGGCGGAAAAGUGCAUGGAGUGGAGAAGAGAAUACCUCUGUCGGGGUCGAAGAGACGACGAGGACGGCCAAGAAAAGAAACCAGUGAGUUGACGGAGCCGAAGUGUGAUGUGUGCGUACGAUACUUUGCGACAGCAAGUGGUCUGGAAAGGCACCGGCAGUUACGGCACAGUGAAGACAGACCAUACAUGUGCGAUACGUGUGGCCAGUGUUUCGCCUUAAACCGAUACCUGACCCGACACAUGAAGGUUCACACAGUGGAGAGACCACAUCGCUGCACGGUAUGUGGCAAACGUUUCUUUCACAAGGAAAGCCUGAAAAAUCACAUGGUUAAUCUGCACACAGGGCUGAUUUUUAAAUGUGAUUUGUGUGGGAAAUGCUUGUCGACAAAAGGUCGUCUGAAACUGCAUAGGCAAAAUCACACUGGGGAAAAAUCGCAUCCGUGCAAAGAAUGUGACAAGGCUUUCUACUGCGAGUCAGACUUGAUAAAGCAUACGAGGACUCACACUGGGGAGAAACCGUUUCAGUGCAAAGAAUGUGGCAAGUGCUUCGGCGAGAAGGGAAGCCUGACAAAGCAUAUGAUGACUCACACACAGGAGAAACCACACUGCUGCAACGAAUGUGGCAGAUGCUUCAACCUCAAGGGAAACCUGACAGUGCAUAUGAGGACUCAUACGGGGGAAGGAGUUCAAUGUCAUUUGUGUGGAACUUACUUGAAGUUAGCAGCAAGUCUGAAGAGACAUCUGCGAACUCACAGAAUAAAUAUUGCCAAUGACUGAGAACACAUAACAAUGCACGUUGUGUAAAAUGUGUUGUUGGAAGGUAGAGACUAUAUCAAGAGGACACCCCUCAGGUCACGGCUCUUCCUACAGUCUGAAAUCUGGGAAUCUGUUCAAUGGCCAUUUUUACGGAACACUAUCACGUUAUCAAAUUCCAAUAAACUAUUUAUUAUGCCCUUUUUACAAACAUUACACUCUCAAGUCCAAGUUAGACAUUUUCAGAACUGAAGAAGUCUGUGAAGAUAAAUCACAUCCCACAUCUGUUGUGUAGAUUUAGUUAUAUGCCUUCACCCCCAAAUUAAUGGAAAAGAUAAGAAACCAAAUCGAAUCAGGAAAUUAGAUGGUUUUCAGCAGGUAGCCUAGUGGUUAGAGCGUUGGACUAGUAACCGGAAGGUUGCAAGUUCAAACCCCGAGCUGACAAGGUACAAAUCUGUCGUUCUGUCCCUGAACAGGCAGUUAACCCACAGUUCCU